Molecule: messenger RNA, 873 nt
Organism: Fundulus heteroclitus (mummichog)
Lineage: Eukaryota; Metazoa; Chordata; Actinopteri; Cyprinodontiformes; Fundulidae
Product: mucin-5AC-like
Exons: 7
Coding region: 121-873 (250 amino acids)
Source: RefSeq, a predicted model, not a curated record
CUUCAACGGAAGGUUUCCAGAUGGAUAUGCGGAGCAAAUCUAUCUGGCGGAGUCAGGUAAACGUUGUAGGCCUAUCGUUAAGUAAAUUGGAAAGCAAUUAAGUAACUAAGCUGAAGGGAAAUGAAGAGGAGUUAUCCAUCUGGUAGCGAGAAGAAGAAGAAGAAAAAAGAAGAAGAAGCAAAAAGAAAGAAAGACAGUGGAUCAUUGCUUAAAUUUAUAACAAAACAGACAGAUAAAGUGCCCCUACCAAAUGCUGAUGAUGAAAACCUUCCAGCAACAUCCACCUCCAGUGGGAUAGUGGCCACUCAACCUGUUGGUUGUCAUGAAGAGCAAGAAGAGACACCAGAGGCACAUCGAGCACCCAUUCCAAGUUAUGAUACUGAUGACUUUCCAGCAACAUCCACCUCCAGUGGGAUAGUGGCCACUCACCCUGUUGGUUGUCAUGAUGAGCAGGAAGAGACACCAGAGGCACAUCGAGCACCCAUUCCAAGUUAUGAUACUGAUGACUUUCCAGCAACAUCCACCUACAGUGGGAUAGUGGCCACUCACCCUGUUGGUUGUCAUGAUGAGCAGGAAGAGACACCAGAGGCACAUCGAGCACCCAUUCCAAGUUAUGACACUGAUAACUUUCCAGCAACGUCCACCACCAACAGGACAGGAAUUCGUACCCCUCAUCAUGACACGUCAGCUGCUACUACAACAGGUUUGACUACAUCAGAAGACCCUGCAGAAUGGCCAAGUGUUCUUAGCCAUACUGAAGUGUGUGCAUUAGUCACAAAAGGGCCUGUACAGAUCAAAGAUGUAGUAUUCCCACAGAAUUCUGAGAAAAAUCCACGUGGAAUUAAUGGCACAAUUCGAUCCAAUCAUGAGUGA